Morchella sextelata is the source of this 594-nucleotide messenger RNA. RefSeq lists its product as uncharacterized. The coding region runs from base 1 to 594 and encodes 197 amino acids. NCBI's taxonomy places the organism in Eukaryota, Fungi, Ascomycota, Pezizomycetes, Pezizales, Morchellaceae. The record is from RefSeq and is a predicted model, not a curated record. The transcript is spliced from 2 exons.
AUGGCGUCGUCACUCUUUGCCACAGCGAUUACGCAAAUGCAGACGCAGAGCGGCCUCGCAAUUGCUGCUGGGAAUUCGAAGCGGAAGCGCGAUUAUGGCGACGAACUCGGACCUGGAUCUGGGGGUAUGGGACCGGGAGGCAUGAUUCAAAAUCAGAUGCAUGAGUUUCAAGGGAACGGGCGUACGAUGAAGCGGUGGAGGAAUAAGCCGAAGGAGGAAGAGGUUUAUCAAUACACACUUCAAAAGCUCUUCUCCGCACAGUCCGCGCAAUCCUCCCCUCCUCACCCCGCACCGUUACAGGCCCAAUCUGUCCAGUCCAUCCAGCAAUUCGCUCCCCCACCACCCAAAACCCAGACCCACACCGGCCAGAAACCACGUAACGCGUUCGCGGCGCUGCAGCCACAGAGGGGUUCGGGCGGGUUCAAGUUUUUGCAGGCUCCUGCGGUGACGAGUUGUGAGGAUUGUGAUAGGCCCAUGGAUGGUUGUGCGGAAGAUGAGGGAAUGUGCGUUGGGUGUGGGAGGAGAGUUUGUGACGGCGGGUGCUCAAUUCCGAGGGACGAGGGACGCUGCUGUUUGGAGUGUGCCAUGAGGUAG